GGAAGAUUUUUGUUGACAGCGUUUACACGUCAUGGGAUGUUUGUUCUGUCUUUCAUGACCCCUUCCUGAGUCAGACAGCAGGAAAGUUGCGUCAUAAGCCGCAUUUACUCAUCGUUUACAUACAGCUGCGUCAACGAAUAUUGCAAGCGGAUCUUUCGGCAAAUCAUGGAUUUCAGUCGCAGAAAAUCGAAAGAAAGUGAUAUUAUUUGCAAAAAAAUUAGCGGGAAAUAUUUCUGACUGAAGAUUUUCAUUGAACUUUGCGUGCAUGCGAGACCAAUUGUAGAUACCAAUUUUAACGAAACUGGAAACUGUUAAUAGUGCAAAAGACUAUCGGAAAAUAUUUUUCAUUGGAAAUAAACUGCCGCACUUAUCUCGCUGAAAAUGGCUAUAAUUUGGGUCACGCUCAUUGGCCGAAUUUGUACCGUAAACGAAUUAUCUGUCUGAGAGAAAUCAACCGUCCGUAAGAUAAGUGACAGAGGGAUGACUGUAAUGCUACCUUGGCAGAUUGAUCAACCACGGCUCGUGGCAGCUGCUAAACGGAGAAGUUGUUGGCAAUCAAGACUGCAUAAGACAAAGGGAUGACUGUAAUGCUAGCUUGACAGAUUUUGGCAUACUUCCGGAAAAUUUAGUACAACAAACACGCGUUUUAAGAACUCAUGAUACGCAGAGAUGUACAUGGUAUGGCGAUUGACAAGCGUCAAAAUCAGCCAAACAUUUUCCCGAUUGAGGCUAAAAGUUAACGGUCUCUAAAUGUUUCAAUGAAUUUGAAACUCAGUGAGAUCCUCGAGGUGCAAGUUUAAAAAAAAAUUCGUCGCGAGUUUUUGACCAUCAUAGAUACAAGUGCUUUCCUCAUUAUAACAGGAAUCUUGCUUGAAGCAGGUGCUUUUGUUAAUCAGUGGUUUGAAUAAACGUUUCGUGAUCAAAUUACCUGAAGGAUGCUGAUGAUGUCCUAUUUUUCUGAAGCACGAUUGGCCGCGUCCAAGCGAUUGAUCGCGAAAUUUGCUUCAAGGUGAUUUAAUAACGACAAGUUGUGAGGUCGUAAUUUUUCAAAGCCAUUCAAUUCAGGUAAAAGAAAAACGAUUGAUAUUAAAACCAGGAAAAUCAUUGUCCAAACGAAAUUGCUAUCACAGCGAGACACUUGUUCCCAUCGUUAACAAUUGAGUUUGCGCGCCACUUUUUCAAGUCACGAUCACAAUUUUAUUUAUCAGCAAGUAUCUGAAUUCCCUCAAUAGACCAGUUUUGACAAUCGCAUUUGCAAAACGUCAGUUGGUCUCAAUAACACAGGAAACAAAAUUUGUCACAAAUUAAAGAGAACGCUUUCCCUGAACAAUUUGAAACAUAUAGCGCAAACUUGUUAUCAUCUGUUCCUAUCUCUUUUGGUAAUUAUUUGGAUAGUGUUAGUCAGUUUUAAUAUUAGUUCACCAAACAAUUUUUUUUGAUAAAAACAUAGUCUUAAAUCUAACCUGCCCCCAACUGAGUUCUUGUCUGGUUCGCAAUUUAACUUCGAUGCAACUAUCACAGAAUUAUAAGUUUUCCUUAUUCUUUCUGACCAGAAGGACCACAUCAUUGCAUUUCGCUCCUCGUGUCGCGUUGUAUGCUUUGCCAGCCUUUCUCGCAGAAAAGAUGGCCUUUACACCGAAAAGAAACAGCUACCAGAUUGAUCAUAAAGCUGCUGACGAGGUUACAGUUGCCAACUACAAGACGAAUACAAAAUCGGUUUACCAACCUAGACCAGAAACGUUAAGUUCUUUCGCUGAAAGGACUACCUUACAUGGAAUUCGAUUUGUGUUCACUGGAAGCAUUUUCAUGAGAUUACUUUGGGCUUUGAUCCUCAUAGGUUCCUUUAGUUACUGCAGUUAUGACAUUUUUAGUUCUGUGAGGGCUUUUUAUCGUCGACCAUUCCAAACGAGAAUAUUAACAGUGACCAGCAAUAACGAAAAACUACGCUUCCCUGCCGUGACGAUCUGCAAUGUCAACUCCGUAAACAGGAGACGGUUGAAAGACUUAUUAAAUACGGCAAACUACACCGAGGAAGAAAUCGAAUUAAUACUUGAGGUCUAUGCAAAAACGAUUGCAAAUUCAAAAGAUGCCUUUACUAACAAAUCAAAGGAACUCUAUCCUGAAUUGUUUCACCGCAUCCAUGGCGGCAAAGUUCCAAAACACGAUUAUAUCAAAAUGUUUGGUCAUCGAAUUGAAGACAUGCUCCUUCCAAGUCCAGUAUUUGAUUCUUGUUUUAUUAAUAAUAUGGUUUGUGGGUCCGAUAAUUUUACAGCGUUUUUUAGCUCUAUGUAUGGUCAAUGCUAUACAUUCAAUUCUGGGCACGAUGAUAGCCUCGUAAUUGAUGCUACCGCUGCUGGUGACCUAAAUGGCUUGAAGCUUUUGUUGAAUGUCGAGAGAAACAGUUACCUGGAUAAUCCGCGGAUCCCCAUCGUCGGCCUCAGAGUUCUCGUGCACGAUCAACACACCUUUCCUUUGAUGGAACAGUUUGGCUUUGCUGUCCAUCCAGGGGUUCGCGCUCUGUGCUCGAUAAAAAGGAAAAAGAUAAUAAAUUUGAAAACACCUUACUCCACCAACUGCACCAACCGAACACUCUACAUGUUGCGAGACACCGGCUACACAUAUUCAAAGUCAGCUUGUUUGAUGCAGUGCAUGAGUGAGUUUGUAAUCAAGAAAUGCGGUUGUCAUCCCAUAGAAUAUGGAGGUGAGAUGAGAGCUCAAGAAGAAAAUGAGGAACAAGGAAAGAGGCUUCGACCACCUUGUUCAAUCAUUUCCUUUCGAUUUGGUACUUCAGAAGAAAAGGUCAAAUGUGAGGAGGACUGCCCAGAGCCUUGCGAACAUACCGACUACGAGAUGUCAUUGUCAUACGCUGGCCUGCAAAGGAAUGUUUUCAUCAAAAGGCUGAAAUCACAUCUGAACAAAACCGAUAAUUUUCCUUCCUCAAUCUACGACGAUUUCCUAAAGAUGUCCUAUUCCGAGCAGAAGGAAUACAUAGAUUACCAACAGAAGAGCCGGGUAAACCCCUUUUUUUACCUCCGCAGUGAAAACAUAGUUUCGUUGGACAUCUAUUUUCAAGAUUUGAGUUACGACAGGAUCGAGCAAACUCCAGUUUUUGAAACAUGGAAUCUGUUUGCAACUUUGGGUGGCACCUUUGGCUUGUUUCUUAGCAUGAGCAUGCUGACUGUUCUUGAGUUCGUUGACUUCGCCUGCCGAAGACUUUGCAGCAAGAUCUCACGAGUUAUUACAGUACAAUAGAAAGAUUAAGCAUGACGUUACGUCAAACGGUAAA
Orbicella faveolata is the source of this 3286-nucleotide messenger RNA. Its product is annotated as acid-sensing ion channel 3-like. Gene Ontology annotation, cellular component: plasma membrane. NCBI's taxonomy places the organism in Eukaryota, Metazoa, Cnidaria, Anthozoa, Scleractinia, Merulinidae. Gene Ontology annotation, molecular function: ligand-gated sodium channel activity. Gene Ontology annotation, biological process: sodium ion transmembrane transport. The record is from RefSeq and is a predicted model, not a curated record.